Molecule: messenger RNA, 1443 nt
Organism: Chaetomium globosum CBS 148.51
Lineage: Eukaryota; Fungi; Ascomycota; Sordariomycetes; Sordariales; Chaetomiaceae
Exons: 6
Coding region: 1-1443 (480 amino acids)
Source: RefSeq, a predicted model, not a curated record
AUGCCAUCCAGCCUAGACGAAGUGAAAGAGGCGUUGAAGGCCAUCUCAUUGGGCCAGACGCAGCUGAUGUCUGCCGUUGAAACCGUGUCGCGACAUGUAGCUGAGCUGGAGAAAUCCCAGGAUGAAGGCCGCCAACGCUCGGGUGUGGCAGGGACAGACGGGGUCAAACGGACGGUAACGCCCCUGGCUGGCGGCAUCACCCCUUCACCCUCGGCGACGUUGCCGGCCGAAGCGGGCACCCAGACGCCUCCGGUUGUUCCGCAAUCACCGGAACUCAAGUCUGCCUUCUCCUCCCGUGUCGUGCUCACCACAUAUCCCAAGCAGAUCGGCAUCAAGCCGUUGCCGUUGGAGUGGGGUGCCGCAGAUCCGCUGCAGCGUGGCCCCGUCACUGUGUCCCGGGUACCAUCAACCAUCGGGAAACGGAAUGCCAUCGGCGCUCACGGCGGCUCGUACUCUAUCUACUACGCCUUGGCCGUGGCUAGCAGAGAACUCAAAUCCGACCACAGGCCAGACUUUACCAAUACCGAGCCUGCCGUGAACAUCGGUCCCUUCCCACAAUGGGGCGAUGAGAAGAAGAUUGUGGCCAUGGACCCCUGGGGCCAUUUGGCUAACGAUGUGAUAGUGGAUCUUCGACCGACCAUUGCUAUCACCAAGGCGCACAUGAAGUUGCCCGAACUCGAGGAGAGUGUGAAGAGCGGGCGGUUGGUUCCUGACGGCAAAGUGUGCCUCAACAACCUUGGCGAGCUCAGUGUAACUAAGUUCGCCGUUGAGCCGGUUUGGUAUCUCCCGGGAGUUGCGGAACGGUUCGGUAUCGAUGAGGGCACCCUGCGGAGGUCGCUCUUCGAGCACACCGGUGGCAUGUAUCCAGAGGUAACUGCCGCAUCAACGUCAGGAUUUUUUUCAAGCGGCCUCACGGUAUACUGCUUUGGAGAUCCGGCGAACAUGUCCGACCCCUCCAAGAAGCUCGCCUUGCGCAUCCACGACGAGUUGCUGCUUCAGAAACUCACGCGAACGCAGUACCUCGUGUACAACGCUCGCAAGCGCGGGGAAGAUCGCGCAUCGGAUUACUUCAAGCGGACCGAGAACAUCGCGGGGGUCAAGGAUAUGCGCUUCCAGGCUCUGAUGCCUGAUAUCCUGCACUGGCUGGGCAUCACCAAGAUUGAUAGGAUGCUCAGCAUGAGCAACAGCUCCGAGACCGGUAACGCUGACGGUCCAUCCCACAGUAUCCCCAUUCACGAGCGAGUCGAGCUUCCCGAGUCGUGGAUCCCCGCAGACUCGAGGGUUGAGAUCGAUGCCAAGAUCAACGCCGGUUUGUUGCAGUGCUUCCGUCCCGUUUCGGCCUCAUUUCUGACUCAAGUGUUCCCCGCAGGGUAUUUCACGACCGGCCACCGAAUGACAGAGGAGGAGCUCAAGUCGGUGCAGGGCCGGAUAUGGGAGGAGUAA